Molecule: messenger RNA, 5549 nt
Organism: Eurytemora carolleeae
Lineage: Eukaryota; Metazoa; Arthropoda; Copepoda; Calanoida; Temoridae
Product: glutamic acid-rich protein
Exons: 18
Coding region: 131-5443 (1770 amino acids)
Source: RefSeq, a predicted model, not a curated record
UCCAGUUCCAAUAUUUCCCUCCAGGAACAACAUUUUUUAUUCAUAUUAGAAGAUUAAUAUAUUAUAAAUCAUGAUAAUCAUUUUGUAAUUUAAGUCAGAUAUUAAGAGGAGUGUGACUAGCAACCCCAGGAUGCCCUGGAGAAACUGCUGUUCAGUGCUCUUUUUGCUGAUUAUCACCUUGCAUCAUGGAACUUGCAGACCUCAAGAUAAAGAAGAAGAUUAUACCGAAGAUACUGAAUAUGCAGACGACGUGCUCCCAGAAGAAUACUAUAUAGGAAAGUUAGACACCAAGGGGGCUAUGAAAAUGAAACACCACCAAUCUUCAGGUUCUGAGGAUAAUGAUUCCAGUCAGAUAGAAGAACCACCUCCUGAAGAGAACUUCAAGAUUUCAGAUUACAAAGAUAAGCCUGUUGUUGAAGACUCAGCUGAAACAAGUGAAGACGAAACUACCCAGGGAACUAAAAAAGAUCAUAAGAGGAAAGAUAUCGAAAUCAAAGAGACAACCAAAUCUCAGUCUGCUGAAAGUAAUGAUGAAAGCACUAAAAAAUCAACAGAUGAAGUUAAUGAUGGAAAAACUGAUGCAGAUGAUGAAUUACAAGCUUUUCUCGAGGAAAUGAGAAGAUAUCAGAAAGUUGAUGACACAACUGAGGCAACAGUAGAUAACAGGAGUGAGAAAUCAGCAAACAACAAAUCUCUGACUCAAAACAAUGAAACUGCAACUGAAAAAGUUUUAACAGAUGAAAGCACUUCCGAUGUUAACAGCGCUGAAACUACUACAAACACAAAUAAUUCUGUUGAAAUAGAUGAAACAUCAGAAGGUUCUGCAAUUAAAAAGACAUCAACUAUUAACAAUACCGAUGAAACCAGUGAAAAAUUAACCAAUACUACUGCCACAACAACAGGAACUGAAACAAAUGCUGAGGAAACUAAAUUAACAACUAAAAGCUCUGUAGUUAAAAAUAGAACAACUGAGAAACAAGGUACUGCAAAUAAUAAUGAAAACACAACCAAAUUAGCAAAUGAGAAGACAACAAAAAAGGCAAACAUAACUGACAGCAUUGAUGCUAACAGCACUGAAACCAAUAUGGAUGAUAAGAUAACUGGCUUAACAACAGACGUUUCUGCAAUCAAAAAUGUAACAACAUUGUUGACCAGUACUUAUGAAAGCACUGAAAAAUCUACCAAUUCAAAUGUUAAUAAGAAAACUGUAAAAACAACAAGUACUGAAAACAAUGAUGAAGAAACAACCAACAAAGAAAAUAUAAAGGUAACUACAGAUGGAAAGGUUAUUGGUGACAGCACUGAAACCCAGCUGGAUAAAAAUUAUUCAGAGGAAACUAACUCAACAACAGCUAGUUCUGCAAUUAGGAAAGUAAAAACAUAUCUGAACAACACUUUUGAAAGCACUGAAAAAUCUAACAAUACAACUGAUAACAAUAACACUGCUUCUAAAACGGAAGCUGAAACAAACAAUAAACAAGUUACUGAAAAUAUUGAUGAUGCAACAAAAGAGGAAAACAUAACUGACAGCAUUGCAGCUUACAGCACUGAAACCAACAGGGAUAACAAUGAUGCUGAGAAGAUUAACUCAACAACAGAAGGUUCUACAAUCAUAACAGUAACCACGGACAAAUCUACCAUUACAAUAUACAAUGAGAAAACUGACACAAUAACUGAAGUAAAUAAUAACAUUGAUACUAACAGCACUGACACCCAUUUGAAUAAAAAUCAAGGUGAAGAAAGUAACUCAACAAUUGAAGGUCUUGCUCAAAGGAAUGCAACAACAUCAGCUGCCAAUUAUAAGGAAAGCACUAAAAAAUCUACCAAUAAUAAACAAACUACCAAAACAACAAAAACAUACGAGAAACCAGGUUUUCCAAAUGUGAAAUCAAAUAACAAGGAAACAACAGAGGCAACAGCAAUUAAUAGUAAUAAAUUAACAACUGAAAUAAAUAGAAACACAACUGAAACAGGAAAUGAAGGAAUUAAAAAUCAAAAUACAACAAGCAAAGAAAAUGAGACAAUAACUACAAAACCAAUAGAACCAAACAACCAUGAGAAGAAAUCAAAAAACCCCAAAGGUUAUGAUUCUGACCAAAAUGAUAACAGAGAACGUUCUAGAGCAAAAGACACCAAAGCACAAAUUUUAACUAUCUUCUUUAAAAUAAAAAAGUCUUCCAGUCAAACUACUUCUGAAAAUGUUUUAGAUCGGAAAACAGGGCUUACAUCUAAGAACAGCAACUAUGCAGCUGUGCUAGACAACUUUGGGCAACUCAAAAGAAUUAAGAGAGAAACUGAAAUCACCACGAAAAAAACUAUCAAUGAAUCAGCUGAUACAAAAAAAGAAACCACUGACAAAGUACAAAGAGGAUAUGCUAAAAAAUUGUCAGAUGAUGAAGAAGAAUCAGAUGCUGAUAAAGAAGAAUCAGAUGCUGAUGAAGAAGAAUCAGAUGCUGAUGAAGAAGAAUCAAAUGCUGAUGAAGAAGAAACAGAUGCUGAUGAAGAAGAAACAGAUGCUGAUGAAGAAGAAUCAAAUGCUGAUGAAGAAGAAUCAAAUGCUGAUGAAGAAGAAUCAAAUGCUGAAGAAGAAGAAUCAAAUGAUGACAAUGAAGAAGAAUCAAAUGAUGACAAUGAAGAAGAAUUAGAUGCUGAAGAAGACAAUUUAAAUGCUGAUAAAAAAGAAUCAAAUGCUGAAUAUGCAAAUGAAAAUAAAUCAAAUGACAAAAAGGAAGAUUUAGAUGGCAAUAAUAAGAAAUCUGAUGGCAAGGAUGAGAAAUCAGAUGCAAAUGAGAAAAAAACAGAUGGAAACAGGGUAGGAUCAGAUACUAAAGAAGAAGAAACAGAUGCUAAGAAAGGAGAAGCAGAUGCUAAUAAAGAAGAAUCAACUGCUAAUGAAGAGAUAUCAAAUGAAAAUGAAGCAGAAUUAGAUGGCGAAAAAGAAGAAUCAAAUGCCAAUAAAGAAGAAUCAGAUGUCAAGGAAGAAGAAACAGAUCAUAAGAAAGAAGAAGCAGAUGCUAAGAAAGAAGGCUCAGCUCCUGAUGAAGCAGAAUUGGAUGGUAAUAAAGAAGAAUCAGAUGCCAAGGAAGAAGAAACAGAUGCCAAGGAAGAGGAAACAGGUGCUAAGAAAGAAGAAAUAGAUGCUAAGAAAGAAGAAGCAGAUGCUAAUAAAAAAGAAUCAGCUGCUGAUGAAGAAUCAGAUGACAAUGAAAAGAAAUCAGAUGACAAUGAAACAGAAUCAGAUAGCAAUAAAGAAGAAUCACAUGCCAAUGAAAAAGAAUCAGAUAAUAAAAAACAAGCAUUAGAUGUUAAUGAAGAAGAAACAGAUCCUGAUGAAGAAGUAAAAGAGGACAAAGAAGAACUUAACAAAGAAUAUGAUAAAAAAAAAAUAGCAUUAGCAGGUAAUGCUACAGCAAGGGAUAUUUUAGCAGAACUUUUUUUAACAAACCAAACUUAUGCAACAAAUGACCAAACAGCAAAAACAACAGUUACAACUGAAAUUCAAGAUACAAAAAACAUAACUGAAGUACCAGAGAGUCAGAAAAUAGAAAAUACAACUCAGCAAUCAACUGAAACUACUGAUAAGGCUGAAAAUGUUAUUGAAGAAGCUGAGAGUGUAAAAUCAGAUGAUAAGUCUGGAAAUACAACUGUUACAGAGUCAAGCAUACAAAAUGUGAAUUCAACUGAAGCAAAUAAAAACACAAAUAGCUCAACAACAUUAACUGAUAAAGCAGAUAAAGCAAAUGCUACACAGGGAACUGAUGAUGUAGCAGCUAAAAAUGGAACUUCUGCAACAAAUGAAGAUAACUCUGAAACUAAUAAUGUUCAUGAAGACAAUUUUGAUAUCCUUUUUGGGGAUGAUGAUGAUGAUGACUUUGAUGAGAAUUAUGAAAUUCCUGAUUUCUUGCUUAGCAUAACAGCAGCCCCACCGCCAAACGUAACUUCACGUUAUGAUGAAACUUAUGUAGACCCCGGCAACAGUACAAGAGUGUUUACAGACUGGAGUGAUAUUGCAAAUGAAUCCACAAUUAUCGACUACCAGUUGACUACACCGAUGUAUGAAAAGAGCAUAACAAGAGUUGUUAGUACUACGGAAGAAAUAUAUGGUGACUAUGAUGAUGAAUAUGAUAGCGAUGAGUAUGAAGACGAUGAAGAUGAUGAAGACACUGACGCUGAUGCUGAUUAUGAAGAUGAGGACAGUGAUGAGGAUGAAGAUGCAGUGGAUGGUGAGGAGGAGGAUGUUGAGGAGGAGGAUGUUGAGGAGGAAGAUGACGAGGAGGAAGAUGACGAGGAGGAAGAUGACGAGGAGGAAGAUGACAUGGAGGAAGAUGAUGAUGACGAGGAGGAAGAUGAUUAUGACGAGGAGGAAGAUGAUGAUGAUGAUGAUGAAAACAAUGAAGACAAGGAUGACAAUGAAGAUAUAGAUGGUGGUGAUGAUGAUGAGGGUACAGAAAAGAAAGACAGUUUAGAAAAUGAAGAUGGUACAGGAGAUGAAGAGGAUUCAGCUGAGGAAGAAGAUGUAGAGGGUUCAAGUGAUGAAGAGGGUUCAAGUGAUGAAGAAGGUUCAGAAGAUGGUUUAGGAGAGGAAAGUUCUGACUAUGAAUUAGACAAGAACGAAUUGUAUGAAGAGGAACAUGAUGCACUGGAAGAGUUAGAUUAUUUUGAUGAUGAAAGCACAUCUAACAUCAAGAAGGAGAAAAGUGAAAAGAGCAAGGAUCUGUUAUCUAUUGCUGCCGAAUAUAUAAACAAAAUACAGUCGCAUGAGGAGCAGGGAAAAAAGUUUAUGAUAGAUAUACUCCCAAACCCAAACUACAAGAUGAUAAACAAGCCAUAUGUUUCUGAAUAUGAAUACGCGUAUCCUGGAGUUUGGAAUAACAAGUACACCAGUGAUUACAUGUACAGUGAACGGCAGUUGAUCAGACCUGAGGACUUAUACAAGCCAGAAGUCAUGUACACGCCUGAUGAUUACAGUCAGGAUAGUUUGUACCCUGUUUAUUCCCAGGAUCAGGUGCAGUACACCUAUGUAACCCCAGCUCGACAGCACACAACAAAAACGAAGAAAAAAAAGAGAAUCGGGAAGAUUAUUCCACUACUUCUUCAGAAAACAGGAAAAUAUGAUGGCACAGAAAAAUCCAUCAAGAAAGAAAUUGCUGACAAGAAUAAAAAGAUUAUAAAAUUAAUCUUAGGAGAACAAAAGGAGAAGGGAAAAAAUAUAAAAGAAAAAGAAGAAAAUGAAAACGACGAGGAAGGCGAGGGUGAAGAAAAAGACAGAAAUAAAGAAGAUGGUGAAAAAGAAAAUGGCGAAGAAGAUGGAGAAGGAAAAGUUGGUGAAGAAGAAAACGGCAAAGAAGAAGAUGGUGAAGAAGAAAUUGGAGAAACAGAAGAUGUUGAUGAAGAAAAUGGUAAAGAAGAUGUUGAUGAAGAAAAUGGAAAAGAAGAUGACUAAAUUCAUGAAGAGGAAUGUUACUUUUAUGCUAGAAAACAUUUCGCUAUUGUAUAAAACUGUAAACUUAUAUUUAAAAAAAAAUAACAAGCAUUUAUUAACAAGGUAA